This is a messenger RNA of Setaria italica (foxtail millet), 570 nucleotides long. RefSeq lists its product as uncharacterized. The coding region runs from base 1 to 570 and encodes 189 amino acids. NCBI's taxonomy places the organism in Eukaryota, Viridiplantae, Streptophyta, Magnoliopsida, Poales, Poaceae. The record is from RefSeq and is a predicted model, not a curated record. The transcript has 2 exons.
AUGUCGACCCCAUCCACCCUGUCCUCCUCCACUUCCUCCUCCUAUGGGCCUCAAUCUCCAAGUGCCAUGGGAGAAUCUGCCGGCCCCCUCUUCAUCAACCCCUACGCCACGGUCGUUGUCAUGUCGCACGUCCCCAUGACGCUCGAGCUAAAGAACUCCAACUUCAACAAGUGGUCCUCGUUCUUCCGCUCCAUGUGUGGCAUGUUAGGCUUGCUGGCGCACAUCGACGGCACUGCUCCUACCUACCGUACCGACCCGACGUGGGAGCAAGCAGACUGCUGCAUCCGCAGCUGGUUGUUUGGCUCCGUAUCGGAUGCCGUCCUCGACCUCGCCAUGGACGGCACCGACCAGACGAGCGACUUUUCCAUCAACGACUACUACCAUCGCAUGAAGAUCGCCACCGACGCCCUCCGCAACGUCGGUCAGCCCGUCUCCGAGCCUACACUGGUGUUGAACCUGCUGCGUGGCCUCACCAAGCCCUACUCCACCACCGCGGACAACAUCGCUACCAACUCCGACCUCACCUUCGCUGCUGCACGCAAUCAACUUCUCCUGAAGGAGCUACGCUAG